AUGGAAGAUGCAAGCCGAGCAGAUGGUUUCGCUUCGAUGCCUACCACAACGGCACGUAGAUCGAGCUCUACGCCAUGGGAGCUUCACGAUGAAGAACUUGGCCGACGCGACCUGGCUUCGAAACCGGCUGGGCAUCAAGCACAGCUUCAUGGAGAACCCGCUCUUGGAAGGAAUGCUGGCAGCAAGAGCCAGCAAGGGACUUGCGUCAAAGAUGAAGCGAGAAGCCAUGGCAGAGGCGCAGAAGCAGGCGGACCUGGAAAUCGCCGAGGGCAAACAGGAAGAGGCUGCAAGAGCUCUACUUGGUCCUCGCGGUGGUCUUCCUUCACUUCGAGCAGACCUUCUUCGUCUGGCCGCCUUGCUCAGGGUGCCCAUCCCGGAGAAGGCGACGGUCGAGCAGAUCAAGCAGGCGUGCAGACCAAUGGUGGGCGCUCUGAUGACCAAGACCAGCAACAAGGCUACAUGCAGCACACCCACAACGGCGGUGGCAAAGGAAACCAACCUUGCGCCGCCCAUCAAGCCAGGCAAAGAGUGCGAGGCCGAUUCUCCCGCAUCAUCGGCGUACUCCGUGGUGACUUCGUCAAUGGGAGUGAACCGCGACGACCUGGAAAAGAUGAUGUUGCAGCAAGAUCAAAAGUUCUCUGGCAUGAUCAGUCAAGUCAUGGCUCAUCUGAUGUCUAUGACAAGCCAGCAAGUAGAUCCUCGACCUCUUUGGCACGAUAUGGCGGCGGGAGACGACAAUGGGAGUCAGGUGAUGGAGGUGGAACCGCCAUUGGAUCUUGUGGAUCUUACGGGAAAGUGAGCUCCAAUCCUCCUGGACUACAAUCAGGCAAGCCUCACGCAUCACGAGCACGUGAUCAGCAAGAAGUGUCAGCAAGAGACAGACAUGAGCCUCACAUACCACCAUCACCAGAUCCUCAUGUUCUACAAGCCCCCAACCCUUGGACCUUGCAUCAGCAGGUCAAGCAUGGCCAAGCGCAGUUGAUUGCGGCAGCGUGGGCCAAACACGAGAAGGACAGAAAGCUGAUCUCACAAGGUCACAGGGAGAUCAUGGAGGUCAUGCAUCAAGAAUGGAAUGGACGAUUCCAGGACUUCAUGAACGAGACCUUCGUUUCGGCAGUGGACUUUCCCAAGACCUUUGUCACGGAAGUGUACACCACGACCAAGCCCAUCCUUCGAGAAGCAGCUCGGCGUGGACAUCGGGUUGGAUCAGCACUUUCCUUGGAGACUGGAUGGAACUUUCUACGGGCUCUGGAUCGCCGGGCAGCUCGGAAGCUGAUCGACCAGGAGAAGCCCUACUUCUUGGCCAUUGCCUUUCCUUGUGGACCAUGGAGUCCUUUGAUGAGGUUGAACCCGGCGGCGGACUUGGCACAGAAGCAAGCUGAAGGUUUGGUCCUCAUCAGAUUCGCUAUCCAACUGGCCAAGGACCAACUCCUUGCGGGCAGACACUAUCUCUUGGAGAACCCCCUCACGAGCAAGGCUUGGACUUUGCCUGAGAUGGUCAAGUUCCUGGAGGAGAAGGAGGCAGAGCUUGCGGACUUUCACCAGUGCCGCUUCGGGCUGAAGAAUGACAAGGGCGAGCCCCAUCGCAAGGCGACGCGGGUGGCAACAAGCAGUCCUCAAGUACGGGAACAACUACACGCUCGUCGGUGUCUUCGGGAUCAUCAACAUGCACCCGUUCUUGGAGGAGCUAAGGUGACAGUGCCAGCUGGGCACUAUCCGGCCCCCUUGGCACGCGCCAUGGUGAAGGGCAUGGAGGAGCAGUUUGAGGUGGAUUUCAAGGCCUACCCACAUGAGGCUUUGGCCGUGGACGGUGAAGUUGAGGAGGAAGAACAACCAGAAGUUCCAGCAUUGACCAACUACGGCAGCGACUCAGAGGAGGAAGAGAUCAAGGUGGAGAACCCGAAAGUGCCUGCGGGAAUUGUGCAGGCAGUGCGGCGACUACAUGAGAACACAGGUCACCGCAGCAAUCGGAGACUGGCAAGAGCACUGAUCAUCAGUGGUGCUCCUGCGGAAGCUGUCUUGGCGGCGAAGCAUCUGAAGUGCGCGAUCUGUGAUGAGCAGAAACGACCCAAAGUGCAACGCCCCGCUUCCUUGCCAGUUCCCAAGGACAUCAGCGACCAAGUUCACCUCGACAUCUUUGAAGCUGAGGAUGCAUUGGGCCGCCAUCACUACGUGAUCCAUGCGGUGGACUUUGCGUCUAGGUUCCAGAUGGCGGAGGUGAUAGCUCACAAGAGUUCGGAGGCGGUGGUCAAAUGGUUCACUUCGCGGUGGCAGCCGAUCUUUGGACCGCCCCGAGUGAUAGUCGCUGAUCAAGGGCGUGAAUUCGUGAGCUACACGUUUGAGGAGAUGUGCGCCCGGUCUUCAACCCUUUUGUGGCACGCAGCAGUGCAGGCCCCCUGGCAGAAUGGAGUUUGUGAACGAGCUGGAGGAGUACUGAAGGGUCUUCUUCAUGCGCUGGUAAAGGCGCAUUCGAUCGUUAAUGCGGAGGACCUGAACGUGGCUCUUCAAGAGGCAGUUACUGCCUACAACAACGACAUUAAUGAGAUGGGCGUCAGCCCCUGCCAGGCAGCACUUGGGAGGCAGCCACGGAUGAUUGGAGACACACUUGGAGAUUUUGGUCAACGUCUGGCGGAGCACGGAUUGAUCGAUGAUGGCCUCAGGCCUAGCUUGAUGAGACAGAUGGCAUUGAGGGAGACCGCGAAGGUGGCUAUGACGCGGCUUCACUUCAGUAGAGGCCUUCGGCGAGCAGAACUGGCCCGAUCCCGAUCUACUACAACCACGCAUGCGCAAGCUCUCGAGCCCGGCAUGAUCGUCUACUUCUACCGCCAGACCAAGUACAACAACAAGACAUCACCUUCAAAGAAGAAACUGAGUUUGAGGAGGUGGCAUGGACCAGCACUUUUGGUGGCCAAGGAGGGCCACACCAGCGCUUUCGUCAGCUUCAAAGGGCAACUUACAAAGUGCGCGGUGGAGCACUUGCGCCCGGCCACUACCUUGGAGCAGAUCUCGGCUGAGACCUGGAGAGACGCCAUUGAGGAUGUGGUGGAAGCAGCAAUCCAGGAUAUGACCCGCCGAGGAGCCGAGCAACAUGGAGAGCAAUUCGCAGAUGGCCGACCUCAAGCACUACAACCUGAAGCUACGACUAAGCCUAUGGAAAGGGAACCCCAGGAAGGAGUUGGUGAAGUACCGACCGCGAGUUCGGCGACCGGAGCUGGAGAUCUACGGCAUCCCGGUGGCCUUCCUGGACCCUCUGAUGGACCUGCAGGUGAUCUGCCUCCUGUUCGUCCUCAAGAGUUUGCAAAUGCUGUGCGUCGUGGAAGUUCAAGGCAGUCGACUCCGAUGACUUCGAGACUGUCGACCCCUUUGGUGGCUUCCAGAAGGACGAGUACGGCAACUGAGCCGCAUCAUGGAGCUGCGGCACCUGGAACACCGGUUCCUGAGCUGAUCCUUAAUGCCAGCCAGCUCGGGGAGAGAAUGGGUGGGAUCCUUGAGCGAGCCCGGGAGAUGGAGUUAGACGACCCUCAGCAGCGUAAACGAGCAGCUGAUGUAGAAACCGGUCUGCUUCGUGAUCUUUCCCGUCUACCUGAGCCUUCGAGCGGUACUACCGGAAGUGGAGAGCCUUCAAUAGACGUUGGAGAAGUACCGGUGCGUGAAGUAGACGAGUUGGUGAAUUUACCACAUCCUGACCAUCCCCUACGGCAACUUCAUGAUCUGAGCAUUCGUGAUCGCCUCGAUCCUGAAAGUGGAGAAGUGCGUGAUCAUGGGACUUGGAGAGGUGAUUGGCCUAUGCCCUCGCGGACCUACAUCCAAGCCAUGAAGCAAGCAGGCGCCAUGUGGCCUUGCGGUGAUCAUGAUGUCUGUGCCGUGCAGACUGCGAGAAAGGAGUACAUGUGGCGAAGCAUCGCCUCGCAAGAUCGACCAGCUUUUCAAGAAGCAGCAAAGACUGGUUGGAUGGUUUGGGCAGACAAUGACGCGGUGGAGGUUCUGUCCCCGGAUGAGGCAGCUGAGACCUUCAAGCGGUUGCGCGCCAACAACGAGAUGCACAAAGUGCUGACCCCGCGGUACGUCUUCACGGACAAGCAUGAUGGUUUGCGAACCCCUUCGCAACCCUUGCCUUUGAAAGCAAAUGCGAGGCUGGUGGUGCCAGGAUUUCGGGACCCCACUGCCUACGCGGUGAGGAAGGAUGCCCCAACGGCAUCACGAACUGCAUGUCAUUUGGUCCUCAUCAUUACGGCUUCGAUGCAGUGGGACUUGUGGAGUGCGGACAUCAAGAGCGCAUUCUUGAAGGGUGAGCUUUUCAAGCCCAACGAGCGGGAGCUGUACAUCGGCCAGAUCAAGACGAUGUCAGAGGAUGAGCCGAAGCUUCCACUUGGCGGAGGAGGACUAGCGAAACUGAAGAAGGGAAUCUUUGGACUCUCUGAUUCUCCGAGAAGGUGGUAUCUUCGCUUGAACAAGUCGUUGACGAAGCUGGGCUGGCGGAGAUCUGCAUUGGAUGCAGCUACGUGGUACCUUUGGACGGAGGACUCCAAGACCUUGCUUGGAAUCGUCAUUGCCCAUGUGGAUGAUCUUCUCAUGGGAGGAGGCAAACGCGCAAAAGCUCUACUUGAUCAACUUGGAGAGGAGCUAGGGUUUGGUUCUCUUGAGCAUAACCGCUUCACCUACUGCGGGAAGUUCAUCGAGAAGAAGUCUGAUGGGAACAUCUAUAUCAGCAUGCGGGAGUACCACGAGAACUUGAAGCCGGUAGCCAUACCGCUUGCUCGACGACGAGUACCUGAUGCUGCGCUAACCCCUGCCGAAAUCAAGCAGUUGCGUGCACUGGUUGGAAGCAUGCAAUGGUUGGUGGCGAACUGCCGGUUCGACAUGGGAUUUAUGCUGUCAGCGUUGCAAGGCGAGAAGCGCGUCGUGGCGACCUUGAUGAAGGCGAACCAGUUGGCCAAGCGCUUCAAGGAGCACGUUGAUUUUGCAUUGUGCUUCAAGCCGAUCAACCUUGACGGAUGCGGCCUGAUGGUUGUGUCUGACGCAAGCCUUGGCAAUGUGAACCAAGAUGGUGGUUCUGAUGGUGAACCCCUCACGAAGCUCUUCAGCCAGGCGGCCUACUUCGUGUUGCUGGCGAGCAAGGAGCUGAUGAAUGGCAAGAAGGGUCGGUUUGCGAUCUUGGAUGCCCGGAGUCACAGGUUGCCAAGGGUCUGCAGAUCUACGUUUGCUGCAGAGUUGCUGGGCGUUGAGGAGGCCAUGGAUGUUGGGCAUUACCACAGAGGUUUUGUGGCAGAGCUCAACGGGCUUCGCAUGGAUAGCAGGGCAGUUGAUGUCUCAUUGGAGACGGUGCCGCUCACAGUUGUCACGGACGCGAAGGAUGUCUACGACAAGAACACAAGUGACACGCCUUCGUAUGGGUCGCAGAAGUCCCUGGCCUUCACUGUGGCGUGGCUUCGCAACAUGUUGAGGAGGCCGCAGACAACUUUGAGAUGGACAAGCACAGAAAACAUGUUUGUGGAUGCCGGCACCAAGGACAUGGAGUUGGAUAAUCUGCAUACAGUGCUGCGUUCAUGUGAGUGGUGUGUGACAUACCGCCCGGACUUCGUGCGGCAGACAGUCAAGAAGCAACCGAAGCAAGUACAGAAACCUGCCGCUGGAUCUUUGUGUGUGGGCAAACCUGUGGACUUGAGUGAUGAGAUCUUCAGCAGACUGCUUGUUCUGAGUGAGCAGCCCGGAUGGCAUCACCAAGAUGGCGUGGGCAUUCACGUGGCAAGGUAUGCGAAGUCAUAUCGGCUGCCCAAGCCGCGCUUCAACCCCGUGGAGUACUGCAUUCGAAGCAGCUUCGGAAGGUUUGACUGCAACCAGAGGUCUGAGUGGCGGGAAUUGGAACGAAAUGUGGACAUAUCAUCGUUAGCCAAUGCAUAG
This is a messenger RNA of Effrenium voratum, 5901 nucleotides long. Lineage: Eukaryota; Dinophyceae; Suessiales; Symbiodiniaceae. The record is from the annotation of a GenBank genome assembly.